Molecule: messenger RNA, 1032 nt
Organism: Nannospalax galili (Upper Galilee mountains blind mole rat)
Lineage: Eukaryota; Metazoa; Chordata; Mammalia; Rodentia; Spalacidae
Gene: Blvra
Product: biliverdin reductase A
Exons: 7
Coding region: 126-929 (267 amino acids)
Biological process (GO): heme catabolic process
Cellular component (GO): cytoplasm
Molecular function (GO): nucleotide binding; zinc ion binding; biliverdin reductase [NAD(P)H] activity
Source: RefSeq, a predicted model, not a curated record
ACCCACCAGCUGGGCAUCCAAUCGGAUCCUCGCCACCGCUAGGCCGCAACCCGGGCUGCCACCGCGUGGGGAGGCUCCGCAGAGCUGGAACUGAGCCGUGUCAGGUGCUGAAGGAAGAGAUCGAGAUGAAUGCUGAGCCUGAGAGGAAAUUUGGUGUGGUAGUGGUUGGUGUUGGCAGAGCUGGCUCCGUGAGGAUAAGGGACUUGCGGAAUCCACAUGCUUCUUCGGCAUUCCUGAACCUGAUUGGCUUCGUGUCCAGUGGUGUUCUUUCCCUGGAUUUCUGUUUCCAAAGGCAGUUUCUUCAGGCUGGCAAGCACGUCCUGGUGGAAUACCCUAUGACACUGUCCUUGACAGCAGCUCAGGAGCUGUGGAGCCUGGCUGAGCAGAAAGGAAAAGUCAUGCAUGAAGAGCAUGUGGAACUCUUGAUGGAAGAAUUUGCAUUCCUGAAAAAAGAAGUGGUGGGGAAAGAGCUGCUGAAAGGGUCUCUUCACUUCACAGCUGGACCACUGGCAGAAGAGCAAUUUGGCUUCCCCGCAUUCAGUGGCAUUUCUCGCUUGACCUGGCUGGUCUGCCUCUUUGGGGAGCUUUCUCUUGUUUCUGCCACUUUGGAAGAGCGAAAGGAAGAUCAGUAUAUGAAAAUGACUGUGCAUCUCAAGACUGAGAACAAAUGUCUGCUGUCCUGGAUUGAAGAGAAAGGACCUGGUUUAAAACGAAACAGAUACUUAAGCUUCCAUUUCAAAUCUGGAUCCCUGGAGAAUGUGCCAAAUGUAGGAGUCAAUAAGAACAUUUUUCUGAAAGAUCAGAAUAUAUUUGUUCAGAAGCUCUUGGGCCAGGUCUCUGAGCAGGAACUUGCUGCUGAAAAGAAGCGCAUCCUGCACUGCCUGGGGCUGGCCGAGGAGAUCCAGAAGCUCUGUCGCCCAGAGAAGUAGACGGGAGGCAGCAAUACCGCCAAGGUGGGGCCAGAGUUUGGUCAUACCGACAGUUCACUUUUAGGUUCUCUUCUUACAAUUAAACAUGGUUGAGUAAAUUGAA